Molecule: messenger RNA, 4756 nt
Organism: Porites lobata
Lineage: Eukaryota; Metazoa; Cnidaria; Anthozoa; Scleractinia; Poritidae
Source: the annotation of a GenBank genome assembly
GGACGGCUGUUACUCAAUGACAAUAAAACUGAAUUUCUAGUUAUUGGAACUCGUUACCAGUUAAAUAAAUUAAAUCCAUCAGUACUUCAUGCAGGUGAUCACACGAAUGAUAAUUCGGUUAACGUAAGGAAUUUGGGAACGAUAUUUGACAAUUUAAUUAGUAUGGAUACUCAUAUAAAUCAAGUUUGUAAGACCGCGUUUUACUGUAUUCACAAUAUUCGUAGUAUUUCUAAAUACCUUUCACAGUAAACUGGACACGUGAUCCGAGUCUUCCGAUAAACGCGUUACUUUGAGUGGCGUAGCGAAGAUCACAUUGGAACUACGGAAAUUUCGUUGAAAUGUAGGAUUCCAGGAAAAAAGCUUCAAAUUGGAGAUGGAAAGUUCGAUAUUUGUGGAAAUAAGAAAUAGCGACGGAUGUAUCCUCUGUUUUAUCGAGUAUUAUUUGUAUGACAUGCAGAGCUUGUUCUUUAUUCCCUUGUUUCCAUCGAUAAAGCCGGGACGUUUCCCCCAUCGUUCAACAACCUUUCGCGUAUUUCUCUUCCAAACAUGCUAGGUUUCAUCAAUUUGAACAAGUUUAUGGAUUUUAUAACGUUUUCUGAAAGUUUAGAAGGAUUUCCUCGACCUCUUUGAUUAAAGGGAGAAUAUGUGCCGUACGCGUACAUUUGAUAUUUACGAAUAAUGCACACUCUGCCAUGUUUAACACGAACUGCUCGUGAGAUUGCCCUCGGUCCCUCUCCGCUCAAAUACAAAUCAACUAUCCUUCUUCUGAUUUCCGUACUGAAUAAAGGGAGAAUAUGUGCCGUACGCGUACGUUUGAUAUUUACGAAUCAUGCACACUCCGCCAUGAGUGACACGAACUGCUCCUGAGACUGCCCUCGGUCCCUCUCCGCUCAAAUACAAAUCAAAUAUCCUUCUUCUGAUUUCCGUACUGAGGGGUUUACGUGGCCUGAACUCUCGACCUAAAGGGUCAUAAUCAAUAGGUCUGAGCAUUUUGAAAGUCCGUUAAAUCCUCAAAUCUUUCUGCGGAUUUUGUAAUUUCGUUUCGAAGUUCUCAGAUCUUACCAAAAUGCCCAAAUAUGCUAAACGAAACUUGAAACGUUGUCUGAAUUUUCGGAAUUUACUGGUCACGCGUGACGGAACAUCGCUGUAAAACAUUAGUUCAUGCUCGUCGUUACGUCCACACUCGAUUAUUGUGAUAGCCUUCUUUAUGGCCUUCCUAAAUAUCUUAUAAGGAAACUAGAACGAGUACAGAACGCUGCAGUCAGAUUAAUAACGAACACUAGAAAUAUGAUCCAACCAGCUUUACACAACCUUCACUGGUUACCUGUGCUUUACCGCAUCUAUUUUAAAAUUUUAAAUAUAUAGAUUUAGCCAGAGCUAAAAGCGAAGCUCCCGUUAAUAAAUUCAUAAUUUAAAUCAAACAAUAAACUUGUAAUCCACAGAUCAGGGCACAUUCAUUUGACUUUUGAGGCAAAGGCUGAGUGAUUUUAGAGAAAAAUCAGAAUUUGACCGUCCAAGAGUGAAACAAAUUUUACAUCAAGUUAUUUUUACACCGAAAAAUAGCAAUCAUGUUCGAUCACAGUAGAUUAGGCCUGGAAAACAAAUAGACCUAUUCGUGUAUUGUAUUUGCAUUAGCUCUAGCAUCAUAAUGUGGCAUUCACCAGUCUCUCCAACAUUGCUCCGUUAGAGAGACUAUGGAUAAUUGGACAACCCCGAAAUAUAAUUUUAAGAAACACAUGCGCCACGAUAGUCCUUGGUGGCAGCCAAUUUACACGUUGCAUUACUCUGUCUAAAAGAGAGGCCAAAAUAAAAAUCAGGCAGGAUUUUUUGUGUUCGACAAGUUUUUUUUACUAGUAAAUCUUGGCGACGAAUCUGGUGGCGUGUAAACCAGCCUUUUAAACAUACUUUUUCUCUUCACGUCUCAGGUAAACAGUACACAGACCUCGGACAGAAUUUGUUCUUUUUUUGCCCUAUUUAAACCUAUAAUUCUGCAGUUUUUCACAAUUUUGCAAGAGAAUUUGCACUCAUUCAAUAUCCACGACGAUCAAAGCACGCGCUUCCUAUGCACAACAAAUUAUAGCAUUGAAUUAUAAAACGAUUUCCGUUAGAAAAAUCUGGUCCUUUGUGAUAUGCGGGGUAAUAAUUAUGGGCUUUCAAUGAAAACGAUAAAAAAAUUCCCAAAAUCACUUUUCGGCCAGCCGGACGGGUUCUCUCUUUUGACAGGCACCAAAUUUGCAGUGCGAUUAAUAGAGUUACCAUUUACGCUUCAACAUGAUAGAGAAAUUGUUAUGUUUAGGUUUUAUUUCCCUUUAUUCAUUAAACUGUGUAUGAUUUUGUUAUGUGUAAUCUUUAAAAGCGAGUGACAUUUACGCGCGGAGUUUUGAGUAUUCCUACAUGCGAUGUUUAUGUUCGACUGGAAACAACCGGUGCAGCGAUGAAAAUUGCGAGAGGGACUGAUAACAAUCAAUAAAAUAAGUUUCAUUCGGUGAAACAUGUACAGAGACAAUAAUUUUCAUUCAAGAAGAGAAGUAUUGAGAGUAAAGUGUCUCAGAAAAUCAUGAGUCAGGCAAGCAUAAGCUUAUUUAUGUUUUAAGCCGGCUUCCCGGUGUUCGCUCUUUUUCAAGAUGAACUCGAGGCAAGAAAAUCGCUCAGAGCUUUCUGUUUACAGCCAAAAUCAUAACUAAAUAAUCUUCGGAACCUUUUCUUUGAAUUUGCGGGUCAAAAAAUGUCUCAAGGCUUUUUAAACCUGAUACUAUUGUAGGUUAGAUCAUUGCUCUUGUUUUAACUUAAGCCGCAUAAACCAUACGCUCGACUUCAGGAAACCGAAAAAAAAAACAUCAAAAACAAUAAUGGCUCAAGCUUACCAGUCGAGACACUGCUUCUGAAGGUCAUCAAGUGUUCCAGAAUCGCUUGAGACUUUUCAACCUUCUUACGCCUGAAGCAAGGGCAAGUGAGUAAGCUCAUUUUUGAAAACGAUGCCAUCCGAAAUCGGAUUUCCAAUGACUUUGACAGGCGGUGCAUUUGUCAACAAAAAGCGCAAUAAACAAGCCAGCCACGAAUUACAGAACAAUCUUGAUAGCAGCUGUAUUUCAUUUUGUACCCCAAGUAGAAAAAGACAGUUUAAAACAUCACAAGAUGACACAAAACUCUCUCAGCUCCAGCUAUCAGUAAGCAAGUUUCCAGACGCUGCAAAAAUUUUCCGCAUAAACUCACCUGUCAAAUUUUGACCAAUCAGAACAUAAAAAUUGGACGUACAGCGUGAUCAACACGUGACAGUGAGAAAAGUCAAAAGCGAUUGCCUUCCCUGCAUGUAAAUGUAAAAGCCGGUUGAAUUUUCGUGUCCGAGAUCAGUUCGAAAUCAACAUUUUAAAAGUGCGGUUCAUGAAACACGACUUAUUUCAUAUGCAUUUAAAAAAAAUUGAACUUGAGCCUUCGAUCAUUUGAAAAGUAGCAACUUGUCAGCGAAUACCUUCUAAAUAUUACUCGAACUCAGAGGGUCGAUACCUGAGCCCGCGAUACGGUCAGGCGAUACUGGUCAGCAGAAACACUGUUUUGACAGCUGUCAAUUAAUCAAAACAUGGAUGUACAAUAUCAGGUUGCAGGCUCCCAAACUAGCUAGAAAGUGUGAGAUUAAACAUUGGUAUGCCUGUGGUGCGGAAGGACGGAAGGUCGGGUGGUCGGUGUACGGUCACGUGAUUGCCGGAUUUUCUAGGAUGGAUAGAUUUUCUAUAAAGCUAUGGGGCUUCGAACUGAGCCCGUGAUCAAAUAAAAUAUCAGCGCAAAACUUUAAACGCUACGUGACCUCAAUAGAUAGAAAAAUGAGUCCGCGAUCCACUCAGGUGAUGAUGGUCAGCGUAUACUCUAGUUUGACAGCUGUCAAUUAACCUUCAUUAGAAUGGGGAAUAUUCGAAUUACCAGACUACGAGCGUGAGUAGGACAUUUCCGUCCGGCAUAUAGUGGAAAAUGCCAGAUCGUGUACCUGAGCGAACCUGAGCCCUCGUUAUUAGUUUUCUGAUAGCGGUCUGCACAUGUCUCAUUUUGACAGCUGUCAACUGACCUUAAUUUGGCCUGCCAAUGUAACUUUAAACGACUGUCAGCCAACUGACAGCCUUGCCCGGCGUAGUUUCGUUUUUAUGUUGAAUUGGUAAGUGUGACAUAUUAUAUCAGCUUAUAUAUAGGGGCAAAACGACUGGUCUUUUAUCUGAGCCCGCGAGACGGUCAUGUGAUAAUUGUCAGCGGAUGUCUGAUUUUGGCAGCUGUCAAUCUAAUCGUACUCAUACGGAUGGCUUACAUAACUAAGAGUCUAGUCAAGUUGUGCAAGAUCUAUUGUGACAUUUGACAUCGGCUUACAUGAAGUGUGUGUACGGACGGGCGUACGCUACGUCAUAACCAAAUUUUCUGGGAUGGAUAGUUUACCAAACUUUCUUACCCAUGGUGCUCCGCUGCGCGCGCGCUUUGCGCGCGCGGGAGCUCCGCUAUUAUUACAUUUAAGGCUAUAUAUAAUAUGUCACCUAGCUAUAUUAGUAACUUAGUGUCUGUUAAGUCGUGUUCUGUUUAUUCCCUUAGAUCAAAUUCUUCAUUAUUUUUGGACCGUCCCAAGGGGCGCAUGUUAUCUACAUUUGGAGCUCGUUCAGUUUAUGCUGCUGCCUCCACACUGUGGAACAGCCUUCCAGCAAGUAUUCGGGAAAUAACAUCACCCAGCACUUUUAAGAAAAAACUUAAGACACAUCUUUUUAAUUUAGCUUACAACGAGUAA